AAAGCUUGCAUUUAAUGGAUUAUCUUGAGCCACCCGCAUAUACAGAAACGCCGAGCCUGCCCAAUCAGCAGCCCAGCACUGUUAUCAAAGACUCGCUGCCUCAACUUCGAGAUCGUCGGAGGGAGAAACCGCUGCUUUCAUGUACCUUUUGCAGGAACCGAAAGGUGCGAUGUGACCGUCAGCUACCAUGCAAGACCUGCACGAACAGGGGGAUUGGCUUAUCCUGCACUUACGAGGUAGGCUGUACAAGCCGGGGCAAAAGCAAACUAGGCAGCAGCAGACGCCAGUUGUGCAUGCCGACAGCCUCGUUCGAGAGUCUUCAGAUCCUCCAUCCCAGCAGAGUAUCUCUACGAUCCCACUAACACCUGAGGAGGAAACGCUCGUGCCAGCUUCAAAAAAUACGCCUAUAUCGCAGAGCAAGGAUGGUACUGAUUCCCCCAGAGCCUCAGAGCCUGGCAGCAUGCGUCUGAAUUCACAUGGUGUUGGUGCCAGCUACGUCGGGAGCGUUCACUGGGCCGCCGUCCUCGACAGUAUCUCUGAGCUUAGAGACCAUUACGAGGAGCAAGAAGAAACUCGGCUACUGGCCACCAAUGAUCAUUUAUUUCUCCAUAGUCCUGGACCUAGGCUGCUAUAUGAGCCGGUUCAGACCACAAAAGCUGAUCUUCUUGCCUCAGUUCCGGCCAGGCCCGUUGUUGAUCGAAUGGUCGCGAGGUACUUUAACACACAAGGUGUUGUACCAAGCAUACUUCACAGUGGGCGUUUUCUUCAAGAGUAUGAUAAGUUCUGGCAGGACCCACCAGCCAUGCCGUGCAUUUGGAUCGGGCUCUUAUUUAGCGCUAUGUGCGUCGCUACGCUAUGUCAACACUCAAUUGAUGACCCAACGGAUCCGGAAAUUCAAGGGCGAGUGCGCGUAUUUCGGGAACAGACUCUUCACAGCCUCAUACUAGGCCAGUAUACCAGAGGCGGGGAGUACGUACUCGAAACCUUGAUUAAUUAUCUCAUCUUUGAGUCGUUCAUGUCCCAGGAGGAUGAGACCGGGCUGUGGCUUGUGCAAGGUAUCAUCGUGCAGCUCGCCCUGAGUCAGGGCUACCAUCGAGACCCCCACAACUUCCCAAGCAUUACACCAUUUUCUGGUGAGAUGCGGCGGCGCGUGUGGGCAGUCAUUGUGCAGUUGGAUCUUCGUCUCUCGAGCCAGAUGGCGCUGCCAUGUGUGCUUAAGUCCCAGCAGUAUGACACAGCUGAGCCGCGUAACCUGCUGGAUACAGAUUUUGACGAAAAUACCAUCGAUUUACCCCCUUCGCGUCCCGAGACGGAAGUCACACCUGUGCUAUACAGCUUGGCUAAGGGGAGGAUAGAUAAGAUGAUGGGGCUGGUCAACGACAUUGUCAACGAUACCAAGGAGCAUCCGUACACAGAGAUCAUGGAGUUGGACCGGAAGCUGCAAGAAGCUGAAGCAUCACUUCCGCCAAUUUUCACAUGGCAGCCCCUUAGUCAAUCUUUCAUGGUGGCGCCUGAGAUCGUCAUGCACCGCGUGUUGCUCCAGCUCGCCAUACAAAGACUAACAAUCUGGCUUCACCGGAAGUAUCUCGAACCGUCCUAUACCCACACAUGCUAUCAACACUCACGCAAAGCUUGUGUCCAGGCGGCGAUCAAAGUUCUGGAAUUCCAGCAGAUAGUGCUCGAGGAAACACAGGGAGAUGGACUGCUGUAUCCUACAAGGUGGGCUAGGUGGAUGCUCCUGUCCUCCCGGCCGCGGGCAGUCUUUUUGCUAGGCGUGAGCAUUCUGUGUUACUAUGUGCAGCUGACCAAGUCGCGGCCGGAUGUUUCGCUGGACGAGAGCACAGGGUCAAAGAUUCACGGUCUGCUACGUAACGCGUACCCACUCUGGCUACACUCUACCACAGUAUCUAGGGAAGCCAGGCGGGCGAUUGAUUAUCUAAGCCUCAGAUUAGGGCUGCAGGAACAAGAGAUUGGCGUACCUCUCGCUGAUUCUACCGCCGAAACGCCUCAGGAUACAGAUAUGUCGCUUGAUCAGUUUACUUGGGACGCAUACGAAGAAACUGAUGUUUUCUCAGAGUGUAUCGCUGGAUUUCCAACGACAGCAUUCAGUGGGGGUUUUAUGGGACUGGACUUAUCUUCAGCCACGAGCGUUUCAACAUCGGAUCUGUUUUCAAAGAAUUUGGAGACCCCAGACUCGGCGACCGGGUAGACAGAAGAACCCUGUUACUCAUCGGGGAGAAAGAAACCUAUGACCUCUAACCUAGUUAAUGAGAAUAGUUAGCUAAAUUUAGGAUAAAUUUAGAAGAUCUUUAGACUAGUUAUUCUAUCAAUUAGAGUAAAG
This is a messenger RNA of Fusarium oxysporum Fo47, 2341 nucleotides long. RefSeq names its product fungal specific transcription factor domain-containing protein. Gene Ontology annotation, cellular component: nucleus. The coding region runs from base 188 to 2209 and encodes 673 amino acids. Lineage: Eukaryota; Fungi; Ascomycota; Sordariomycetes; Hypocreales; Nectriaceae. The record is from RefSeq and is a predicted model, not a curated record. Gene Ontology annotation, molecular function: DNA binding; zinc ion binding. Gene Ontology annotation, biological process: DNA-templated transcription. The transcript has 5 exons.